Messenger RNA from Cornus florida, 2613 nucleotides. RefSeq names its product protein ADP-ribosyltransferase PARP3. The record is from RefSeq and is a predicted model, not a curated record. Gene Ontology annotation, molecular function: NAD+ poly-ADP-ribosyltransferase activity; zinc ion binding. Lineage: Eukaryota; Viridiplantae; Streptophyta; Magnoliopsida; Cornales; Cornaceae.
AUGAUAGGAAGAUCUCAUCCAAUCUUUGAGAGCUCGGCGAUGAUAGCCAACCAAACUCGACAAGGAACACCAUCCGGCCCUUUGAAAUAUUGCAGUAAUCAGGCUAUUGGAAAAUCUGGAGGGCAAGUUCAUGAAACAAGGUCACAUGCUCACUCAUCUGCUGAUGAGGGAGAGGAAAGAAUGGUGACAAGGAAGCAGAAGGCAGCUGAGAGCAAGGUACAUGAAUUAGCCGGGCAGUCGCCCAAGAAAUCAAAGGCCGAAAGCGACAAUGGUAGUCAUGGUUGUGAUGGAAAAUCAUCAACUGACAUUGCUGAUCCGGAGUUCGAUAAGUUCUGUAAAGCUGCAAGAGAACUCCUCUCAAUCCAACAGAUGCGCCAGAUUCUGGAAGCCAACCGACAGGAUAGUUCUGGAUCCGAUGCUGCUGUUGUCCGUAGAUGUCUGGACAUGCUGUUGUAUGGGCCGCUAGACAACUGUCCGGUUUGCGGUGGCACUUUGGAUUGUGAUGGCACUAGGUAUUCAUGCAAAGGAGCAUAGAGUGAGUGGUCUACUUGCAUCUUCUCCAUGAGGGAUCCUCCAAGUAAAAAUGAAAGGGUCAAACUACCCGAUUCCGUUCCAAAAUCUGCUGUUUUCGAUUUGCUAAAGAGCCACGAAGAACUGAAGCAUCGCCCACAAAGGGGCUUAUGCCCCCCCUACAAACCAUUUGCAGGAAUGACAAUUGUUCUAUCGGGUCGCCUUUCAAGAACACAUCAAGAUUGGAAGUCCAAAAUUGAGAAACAUGGCGGAAAAGUUGCAAAUUCAGCAAUUGGUGCAACUUGCGUAGUUGUAUCUCCUGCGGAGCGAGAACGUGGUGGCUCAAACAAGAUUGCAGACGCAAUGUUAAGAGGCAUACCGAUGGUAAGGGAAGCAUGGUUGAUUGAUAGCAUCAAGAAACAGGAAGCUCAGCCUCUCAACGCUUAUGAUUUUGUCAAUGACCUUUUAGUAUAUGGAAAAGGAAUUUCUAGCGAAGAGGCAAUUGAAUCCAUUUCAGCAGAAAUCAAUUUGUACGGAAAGAGAGUUGUCCACAAGGACACUAAGUUGGAAGAUCAAGGUGGAAAAAUCAUGGAAAAAGAUGGGAUUUUGUUCAACUGUGCCUUUUCAGUUUGUGACCGAGCACGCAGAGUUAACGAUUAUUGUGUCGUGCAACUGAUUACGGUACCCGAGAGUGGCUUGUACAUGUACUACAAAAAAGGACAAGUUGGCAAUGAUGCCAGAGCAGAGGAAAGGCUUGAGGAAUGGGGUAUCGUGGACAGCGCUGUGGAGGAGUUUUCUAGGCUGUUUAAGGAGCUAACUGGAAACGAGUUCGAGCCAUGGGGGAGAGAGAAGAAAAUCCAGAAGUGCAAUCGAAGACCUUGUACCUCAUUGUAGUCUUUUUGGUAUGGAGUGAUGCUUAUUCUAGAGAGAUCUUCUAAAAUGUAGGAUGAUGGAGUUGAUGUUCGACAUGGGAUCAGUCUUCGGAAGCUUGGAGCUGCAGCAGCCCAUUGCAAAUUGGAGCCGUUGGUUAAAAUUUUUAUGAAGGUCUUGUGCAGUCGACAGAUCUACAGGUAUGCUCUGAUAGAUAUGGGGUUGGACGCCCCCGACCUUCCAAUGGGAUGCUCUCCCAAUUUCCAACUCCGAUAGUGUGCGGAUAUUCUGCUUGAAUUUGUUGAGAGAGUGAAAUUUUUAAUGACGAGGGUCAAGGCUAGGGCUGUGAGGACAGAUUACAGCCAGAGAUGGUUUACACUCGUGCACUCUACUAGCAGGCCUUUCAUUUUCCGUGACUAUCAAGAUAUUGCAGACAAUGCUGCGACUGCACUAGAGACUAUCCGAGACAUAACAGUGGCUUCUCAUCGACUUAUAGGAGACAUGACAUGUCCUACCAUUGAUGACCCUCUUUAUAAUCGAUACCAGAAAUUGGGCUGCUCGGUUUCUGCUCUUGAGAAGAAUUCUAAAGAUUACAAGAUGAUCCUGAACUAUUUGGAGAAAACAUAUGAACCAGUCAAAGGCUAUGGAGUGUCGGUUGACAAAGUUUAUGCAGUCGAACCAAGUGCUUGCCCUUCCUAUGAUGAAAUCAAGAAGUUACCAAACAAAGCCCUCCUAUGGUGUGGUACUCAGAGUUCAAAUUUGUUAAGACAUUUGCAUAAAGGUUUUCUGCCCGCCAUAUGUUCCCUUCCUGUUCCUGGAUAUAUGUUUCACAAGGCUAUCGUUUGCUCGGAUGCUGCAGCAGAGGUUGCUAGAUACAGCUUUACUGGAGUCAACAGGCCAGAGGGGUUCUUGCUUUUGGCUGUUGCUUCUUUGGGGCAGCAAGUUAUAGAGUUCAGGAGCCCACCUGAGGACACGAAAUGGUUGGAAGAGAAGAAGAUGGGAGUGAAGGGGUUGGAGAAAAAAACGGAUGAAUCAGAACACUUUAUCUGGAAAGACAACAUCAAGGUGCCAUGUGUUGAUGAUGUCCCGUCAGACGUUAAAGACAGCAUUCUAGAGUACGAGUAUGGUGUCUAUGAUCCAAAACAGAUAUGUACAACUAUUAAUGUUAGCAUAAGGUACUUGGUGGCAGUGAAGUAUGAAGAGAAGGGCGUGGUGAUGGACACUGUGGAGUGA